This is a messenger RNA of Rhopalosiphum padi (bird cherry-oat aphid), 2175 nucleotides long. It is a transcript of the gene Eaat1, whose product is annotated as excitatory amino acid transporter 1. Gene Ontology annotation, biological process: L-glutamate transmembrane transport. The record is from RefSeq and is a predicted model, not a curated record. Gene Ontology annotation, molecular function: neutral L-amino acid transmembrane transporter activity; glutamate:sodium symporter activity; L-glutamate transmembrane transporter activity. Gene Ontology annotation, cellular component: plasma membrane. The transcript is spliced from 10 exons. Bases 536 to 1993 code for a protein of 485 amino acids. NCBI's taxonomy places the organism in Eukaryota, Metazoa, Arthropoda, Insecta, Hemiptera, Aphididae.
GACGACGGACGCACACGCUCUGAGCGCCGUUGUUUAGUAACACGUACAGAACAGUUCGGGUACGUAGGUACGUGGUCGCGGUUGUCAUCGUCGUUGUUGUCGUCGUGUAGACACAGUAUUACCUUUUUACCGGCUUACGACUGUCGAUCACGAUUCGCGGUACGAAUAAUUAUUAUUUCGUUUAUCGUUUUCGCGUAUUAUAAUAAUUCGACGCAGCACAUCGGCUCGAAACGAUAUAAAGUACCGACGAUAAUCUAACUUCCGUCGCGUUACAUAGGUACCCAACCUACCCGUCCGCGUCAGAUUCGUAUCAAUUUUUACAUCGAAUUCACAUUAUAAACAUUGCAACAUUACGGCAUACACACAUACAAUAAUAUCUACACGACGACCGGCAGGUCACUAUCCUCGUCACACGGACACGCCGCCGCACCUGCAGCAGCCGUCCGCGCUAGUUCGCGCCGAAUACACCACGUUUAUGCGUGUCCAGUUAUAAUCACCUCUCAAACCUUCUCAUUCAGAUCAAGGACGCAACACAAUGAGUACUACUAGGAGACAAAGCAAAGAGAAAAUUGAAGAAUCAUGUUUUCGUCAUAAUUUGCUAACUAUAUUGACAAUAGCUUCCGUAGCUGGUGGUGUAGUGUUAGGAUUCAUUUUAAAAGGAUCUAAAUCAGAAUGGACAAAACGCGAAAUAACGUACGUGCAAUUUCCCGGCGAUAUUUUCCUUCGUAUGUUGAAAAUGUUAAUUGUACCGUUAUUGGUAUCAUCUAUUGUAUCGGCUAUUGGAUCGUUGGAUUUAUCUUUGUCUAAGAAAAUUGGGUUCCAAUCAAUUGCUUAUUAUGCAGCAACCACAUCAAUGGCAGUUUUGCAAGGUAUAUUUUGGGUGAUGCUGAUACAUCCCGGUAAAAUUAUGAGCAAGGAAGAGCAAACAGCAAGCAUACACCAAGAAACUAGACCAAUCACAACUGUCGACACUAUAUUAGACUUAAUAAGAAAUAUAUUUCCGGCCAAUCUUGUUGAAGCAACAAUAUCGACUUACCGAACAGUACUUAUCCCUCCUAGAGCACUAUCGAACUCAACAGUUAAUGCUACUGAUAUGACACUAUGGGAAAUAAAGUCAGAAAUGGUUGAAGGAUCUAACGUUCUUGGAUUAGUCGCAUUCUCCGUAGCUUUUGGUAUAUGCAUUGGAAAAUUGGGACCCAUGGGAAAACCACUUUUAAACUUUUUCGAUAGUUUGGGUGAAGCUGUGAUGUUAAUGACCAACUGGGUGAUAUGGUUAUCGCCGAUGGGUGUGCUCUUUUUAGUGGCAUCUAAAGUAUUGGAAUUGGACGAUUUUGGCGUGAUCGUUGGUAGACUAGGAAUGUAUUUCUUGACAGUAGUACUUGGUUUGUUUGUUCAUGGAUUUGUUCUAUUGCCACUUAUGUAUAGUUUAUUCACACGCCAAUUACCAUUCCAAUUCACAAUGAACAUGGGCCAAGCUAUCAUAACAGCAUUCGGAACAGCUUCCAGUUCUGCAUCUUUGCCAAUUUCAAUGGCUUGUCUAGAAGAAAAUAAUAAAAUUGACGUUCGAGUUUCACGGUUUGUAAUGCCUAUUGGAGCAACAAUUAACAUGGAUGGUACCGCUUUAUAUGAAGCCGUAGCCGCAAUUUUCAUUGCUCAACUGAAAGGCAUACAAUUAAGCUUUGGUCAAAUUGCAGCUGUAAGUGUAACUGCUACUAUGGCAUCUAUUGGAGCAGCUGGAAUUCCUCAAGCAGGAUUAGUUACAAUGGUGAUGGUUUUGGACACAUUAGGACUACCAGCAGAUGAUGUGUCAUUGAUCAUUGCUGUCGAUUGGUUGCUCGAUCGAUUCCGGACGACUGUUAAUGUACUUGGAGACGCUUAUGGUGCUGGAAUUGUUGCAAAAUUGGCGGAAAACGAUUUGGAAAUUAUGGCGUCCAACGGAACCGUGGAAGCAGGAAAAGUGCCCAACGAUGAAUGGCACACAACAUCGAUGUAGACACAAUCAGCCAUUUUUUUUUUCGUUUUGUGACUAUUUUCUAAUUUCCGUUCUAUUUUAGAACAUUUAAACUUAAUCUUAAUAAGAGUGUACCAAUGUACCAUCAUUUUUAUUAUUAACCAGAUAUUAUAUUGUUUUGUGUAUUGUUUAACGAAAUAAAAUCAAAUUAGUUUUAGACAAAA